GCGAGCAAGAAACCCGACUUCUUGGCGACGGCAGAGAACGCCACUCCCGACCAAAAUAAUUGCAAGUCAGGAACUCCGAUUGAAGUUGAACGCGAGUCGCGACCGUUCCCAUCGCCACCGCCAUUCCUCCUCCACCAUUGCAGCCGCCGGUUGACGACGGCGCCAUUCCAGGAAGUGCCAAUUCUUUUUGCACUUCGUUCUGUGGUUCAAACUCGCUUGUUUCCAAAGACAAUGAUGGGUGCAGUUGAAGAGAAGAAGCAGAUCGGUCUGAGAGUAAUCUGAUCCCCUGAUAUUGAAGGUCGAAAACAGCCUCGUCGCUCCGUAGGCUCAGUUGGUUGGUGACGAUGGUUAGCGGCGGGAGGAUCUUCGAAUACUUUGUCGUCUGUGGGAUCGGGCCGGAAAUCCGCUCGCUCGAUGGGAACAAGGGGUAUCAGGGAAUGGGCGUCAUGUACAUGCCUUCCUUUCUAGACCAGUUUCCACAUUCGAAAGAGUCGACCUAUCCCCCGCCUCCUCCUCAAUUGCCAACAUGUGUUCUUCCAGCUGGUGUGGAGUUUUAUUCUUCCGGUCCUAAUUCAAAGGAUUUAUCAACAUUCCCAAGGAGCUAUCCAAUUGUUCUGACAGAGGGAGAUGGAUCCAAAAUUUAUGUAUCCUGCAUUGCAUUCCGUGAUCCUGUCAGUGAAGACAUUGCUGAGGCUUACCGCAUCCCUCCAAAUUCCUAUGCUGAUAAAUGCAUCUGUCUUGUUUCUCGAUCGCCCAGUUUUCACGUCCUCCGUGAAGCUUUAGAGGAAUUGUUUAACCUUUGUUUUUCUUCUGCUGGAAGUAGCAAGCCGCUGUGGGAUGUUGUUGCACAUAUGGUACUGAAUGUUCCUUUGCCAACACCUGGAAAGGAUCGAGUCUUAUUUGCAGUUGAGAACUGUCUCCUUUGCAUCGAAGUUCCUCCAAAAGAUGGCCUACCCCAUGCUGAUAUCUCGUUUCAGCCACUGGUUCAAUGCUUGGAUGUUGACAAUUUCAUCCGCUUUUUUACUGCUGUCCUGCUUGAAAAACGGAUCUUAAUCCGAGCUAACACGUAUUCCCUUUUAACCUUGGUUUCAGAGGCCAUUUGUCACUUGAUCUAUCCAUUUAGGUGGCAGCAUGUCUAUAUUCCAUUGCUAUUUUUUAGUGGAGUGGACUACAUUGAUGCCCCAACACCAUAUAUGAUGGGUCUUCAUUCAGGAGUGGACACAUCUGGCCUUGCGAUGGAUGGAGUAGUGGUAAUAGAUCUUGACUAUAAUCGAAUCUCAACAACGGAAGAAAUACCUUCUAUUCCAGAGCCUGAAUUAAGCUUUCUUCGUGGUGAAAUCAUGAAACUCUUAUAUCCAAAUGUGAUUGAAAUAGAUCUGAUGAAAGGGAAUGGAGAGGGUACAUUUGGUCGUUCCCUUAGGGGUGUCAACAAACCUUGGAGCAAGGAUCAUGACCUUCAAUUGAGGUUGAUCUUUUUACGAUUCCUUGCAACCAUUUUAAGCGGCUACCGCAACUUUCUGGAAAAUACAGCUGUAAAUGUCUUCAACUCACAGGCAUUUCUAAAGAAACGAUCUCGCAUGACUAAUCUACCUCCAGAUCCAAUGCUAAUGCAGUUUCUAGAUUCCCAAGGUUUUCUUGAUUUUUUGGAGAGGUGUACUCACUCUGAUGAGAAUAGCAACAAUCUUCUUGACAAGUUGCAAGAUGCAGUUGGGAGAGGCCAGAACCCUUCCUCUGUUCUUCCCAUGAUUUCAGCUGAGCUUGAAACACUAACAAUAGCUGAUCCAGUUGUAGGAGUUGGAGGAUCUGGGGCAAGAUAUUGUUAUGAUAGGUUUCCUGCAAAUGUUCGGACUGAGGAGCAAGAAGAAAGGAGAAAAGCAAUUCUUGCCGCAGCAAGUGGUGCCCUAGAGUACCAGAGUAGACAUACUCCAAGCUCUCCUUCAGUCUCAUCAGCAAUUACAGAAAGCCUCAGUCCACGUGAAAGAGCUGCUGAGAGAGAGCGAAUGGUUUUGGACAUACAAGUAAAACUGCAGGGACUGUGGCUGCGUCUUCUGAAGCUAGGAGCAACCGAUGAUCCUCUUUCAUCAUUUGAAUAUGGAACAAUUCUUGCAUUGAUUGAAUCUGAUGCUGAGGGAAUUGGUGGUAGAGGGUUUGUUGAAUGUAUCAGGGAACACAUCCACUCGGGAUGGGUCUGCCGCUUGACUGAUGAACAAUUUGUUGCUGUAAAAGAGCUGUUAAAAACUGCUAUUGGUCGUGCCACCUCGCGGACUGAUAUGGCAACUGUAAGAGAUGCACUUGAAGUUUCUGCUGAAAUGUAUAGAAAGGACUCUAGUAAUAUGCCGGACUAUGUUCAGCGCCAUCUUUCUUCCAUAUCGACAUGGGAUGAAUUGCGAUUUUGGGAAGGAUAUUUUGAUAGUCUAAUGGAACGCUCGUCAGACAAAUCAGGCAAUUAUGCAACUCUUGUGACAGCUCAGCUUGCGAUAAUAGCAUCUCAUAUGGCUGGUUUGGGUCUUUCCGACACAGAUUCAUGGUUCAUGCUUGAGACACUUGCUGAAAAAAAUAAUAUUGGUUAUAAACAAUUUAUUAAACUCAGGGGAUUGUUAUCUCACAUACAACAAUUGCGAUAUGGGUAUUGGGGACCUUCUCCUGGAAAAGUUCAGGCAGUCUCAUCUUAUGGUGUGCCAUCUCCAGGGUCUCAAGAUGUGACUGAUGAAAGCCAACAACCUGCUGAGGCUUCUGGAGUUGGGCGAAGCUGGGUCCACAGCAUGUUUAGUAGGGAAGCUUCCACAAGGUCCAGUUCUUUUAGUCGUGGGCGUAAGUGGACAUCUGACAAUGGUUCUUUAGGUGCAGCUGAGAACUCCAAAUCAUCUGUCUCUUCUGGGAAGACAGAGCCUGCUACUGCACAGAAGAAAAUUCAAUCAAGUGUUCGAAUACUAAGGGGCCAUAAGGGUGCUGUUACUGCUCUACAUUGUGUAACAAGGCGUGAUGUCUGGGAUCUGGUGGGUGAUCGUGAAGAUGCAGGCUUUUUUAUUAGUGGAAGCACUGACUGCCUGGUGAAAAUUUGGGAUCCAAGUCUUCGUGGUUCAGAGCUCAAGGCAACGCUGCAAGGUCAUACCAAGACUGUUCGCGCAUUAAGCUCAGAUAGAGCUAAAGUGGUUUCAGGAUCUGAUGAUCAAUCUGUCAUAGUUUGGGACAAGCAGACCUAUCAACUUCUAGAAGAAUUGAAGGGCCAUGAAGCACAGGUCAGUUGUGUGAAAAUGCUUUCAGGGGAGCGUGUGCUUACAGCUUCACACGAUGGUAGUGUAAAAAUGUGGGAUGUCAGAACAGAUACUUGUGUUGCUACUGUUGGUCGUUGCUCAAGUGCAGUACUUUGUAUGGAGUAUGAUGAUUCAACUGGAAUGCUGGCUGCUGGUGGGCGAGACCCGGUGGCAAAUGUCUGGGAUAUCCGAGCUGGAAGACAGAUGCACAAACUAGUGGGCCAUACAAAAUGGAUCCGGUCGCUGAGAAUGGUUGGAGACACUGUGAUUACGGGUAGUGAUGACUGGACUGCUAGAAUGUGGUCUGUUUCUCGUGGCACAUGUGAUGCCGUAUUGGCCUGCCAUGCAGGCCCUAUUCUUUGUGUUGAAUACACACCAUCAGACAAAGGCAUUAUUACUGGUUCCACAGAUGGAUUACUGCGUUUUUGGGAAAAUGAAGAGGGAGGAAUAAGGUGUGUGAAGAAUGUGACAAUUCACUCUGCUUCUAUCCUUUCUAUCAAUGCUGGAGAACAUUGGCUUGGCAUUGCCGCUGCAGACAACUCCAUGUCUCUAUUCCAUCGGCCUCAAGAAAGAUUUGGCAGUUUCUCUAGCCCUGGAUCCAAGAUGGCUGGAUGGCAAUUGUAUAGAACUCCACAAAGAACUGUUGCUAUGGUCCGGUGUGCCGCAUCUGACCUUGACCGGAAGAGGAUUUGCAGUGGAGGCCGCAAUGGACUACUUCGGCUUUGGGAAGCUACUAUCAACAUAUAAGUGUAUUAUUGUGUUGCUGGUUCUUGUGUGUAUGUCUAUGCCUGCCGGGAGAGAGAGCGAGGGAGAGAGGCUCAAACAGAACUGUAUAUUGAUUUAUUGAUUUUUUCUUUUAAUAUAUGAAAAAAACACCUCAUUUUUUGGUUCACUGGCA
Molecule: messenger RNA, 4152 nt
Organism: Nymphaea colorata (pocket water lily)
Lineage: Eukaryota; Viridiplantae; Streptophyta; Magnoliopsida; Nymphaeales; Nymphaeaceae
Product: DENN domain and WD repeat-containing protein SCD1
Exons: 31
Coding region: 345-4001 (1218 amino acids)
Biological process (GO): regulation of Rab protein signal transduction
Cellular component (GO): cytoplasmic vesicle
Molecular function (GO): protein binding
Source: RefSeq, a predicted model, not a curated record